Brassica rapa (field mustard) is the source of this 1221-nucleotide messenger RNA. RefSeq lists its product as uncharacterized. NCBI's taxonomy places the organism in Eukaryota, Viridiplantae, Streptophyta, Magnoliopsida, Brassicales, Brassicaceae. The record is from RefSeq and is a predicted model, not a curated record.
AACAAACAACAUUCUUCUGUCUCUUGGCCUUCCAAAAACUUGUUAUUGAAACUUUCUAAAAAUAGAAAUCUUCUUCCUUGUGUUCUUCGUCUUCUCAUCGUUGACGUCUAAAACAUCAGAAGAUUGAUAUUUUUAGCUGAGUUUUAAUUCUGGAAACCAUGGAAACGUCACAAGAGCACAACUUCUUUCAACCCAACGAUCAAACCGUACGGCUCUCUUCGUCUUCUUCUUCUUCUUCCUCUUCUUCUUGUUCUUCAAUAGAAGCUGAACCAAGACCUGACGAGAACAUAAACUAUAACCAAUCUCCUCCAACGCAAAUAAUGGAGAGAACCACAACGACCUCGACACCUACUACACCUCCUUACAGAAUCCCUUCACACGUUUUCGCAAGAACGCCCUCUACAGCUCCAGCUGAAUGGAGCACUCUCUCCAACGAGUCUCUCUUCAGCAUCCGCAUGGGUAACAACAGCUUCAACGCUAACGAUUACUUUAAAUCGGGAGAGCUCACGUUUCCUCAGCCUCCUUCACCAAGAACUCCUCAUUUGCCUUCUCCGUUACCUUCUCCGCGUCAAAAUACAAACCAAGGAGGCGGAGGAGGAGGAGGAGGAGGAGGAGGAGGAGGAGGAGGCGGAGUUGUGGAGGAGGCGAAAACUCCGGUGGAUGUAGGCAAGAAAGCAGCUGAAACAGAGAAAGCGUCUCCCGCAAGUAAAGAGGAAGAACAAAAGUCUGCAUCAAGUAUAAGAGAGUUUAUCAUGGCUAAUGAAGCUGCUAAUAAAGACAACAACAGCAACAACAACAAAAGCAAUAAACUAGAUCGUUCUAUUUCUCGUCGGUCGGAAAACUUAAGCGUCAAGUCUUUUGCUUUCCCAAUAUUGGGGAAUGCAGAUAAAGGUGGACUACAAAGCUCAACGCCGCAAAAGAAACAAACGAAGCCGUCACAGCCAGAGACACCGAAGAGUUCCUCUGAGUCUGAAGGAGAUGAAGGGUUGAAGAAAGAGGAAGCUCCUAAAGCAGAAGCAGCCCCUAACCGCACCCCUAAGUGGUUGUUAUCUUGCUUCCCUUGCUGCACAACUUGCUGUGUCUAAUUCAAAGAUUGAGUUUGAUUUGUGUAUGUUAAAGUUUGAUAGAAUAUUAUAGAACUCUGUCCAAGAUUUUACAAAGUUGUUUGACUGACUUUUAAUGUAUAAAUCUUGUGAAGUAAAACAGAUACAAUUUGAUGAA